CCGACGUGUGUCCCCCCCCCCCCGGGGCGCUAUUUUUAGCUCGGGGCCGCUCCGGCUAUUUAUAGAUCAAAGCCCCGUGGCUGCGUCAAUGGAACCCCGCGUGCGUCACCGCGCGCCCCCCGCGCCCGCCGGAACCACCGCCCCUUCGCGCCUUGUUUGGCGGCUGCCGGAGCCGCCUGCGUCACGGGCCCCGCCCCCCGCCCCCGCCCCGCCUGCGUCACGGGCUCGGGGCAUGUAGCGCCCGCCGGGCUCCGCACCGCAGCCCGGCUCCGCGGCCGCGCCACGACGGGACGCACCGCCGCGCUCCGCGCCCGCUGCCAGAAAUGCCCUGCAUCCAGGCACAGUAUGGCAGCGUGCCCCAGAGCGUUGGGCUGGCUGAACGCUACCAGGCAGACUUCCUGAGCCCCGAGGCCGGCAAACUUGGCAUGGACCUGGCAGGCGCGGAGCUCUCAGCACCCCCCUCGCUGCCCAGCUUCAGCACCUUCAUGGACGGCUACGCUGGCGAGUUUGACGCCUUCCUGUGCCAGCUGCCGGCCGCCGGCCCACCCCCCACCGCUGCCUUCAAGCUGGAGGACUUCCAGGUCUACGGCUGCUACCCCGGCCCCUUCAGCAGCCAGCUGGAUGAGACCCUGUCCUCGAGUGGCUCGGACUACUACGGCAGCCCCUGCUCCAUCCCGUCGCCCUCCACCCCGGGCUUCCAGAACCCGCCGGGGCCGGCCUGGGACAGCCCCUUUGGGCCCUACUCUCCCCCCCAGAGCUACGAAGCCGUGCGGCCCUGGGCUGAGCCACCCAAAAGUGGCACCCCGCAGCCGGCCUUCUUUACCUUCGGCCCCUCGGUUCACAGCUCUGGGGUCCCCCAGAGCCCCCUGAAGACCCAGCCGCCAGUGCCCCGGCUGGACCAGCCCCUGGCGGACACGGACAUCUUUGCCCUCUCCCAGAGCACCCCAGCGGGCUUCCCCGGCCUGCCCCUGGGCCAGGUUUCACCCCUCCUGGACAGCCCAGCCCUGAUGGACGGUUCGCUGUCACCCACCAAGACGCGCAGCCCUGGUACCAACGAGGGCCGUUGUGCCGUGUGCGGGGACAAUGCCUCAUGCCAGCACUACGGCGUUCGCACCUGCGAGGGCUGCAAAGGCUUCUUCAAGCGCACAGUGCAGAAGAACGCCAAGUACAUCUGCCUGGCCAACAAAGACUGCCCUGUGGACAAGCGGCGGAGGAACCGGUGCCAGUUCUGCCGCUUCCAGAAGUGCCUUGCCGUGGGCAUGGUCAAAGAAGUGGUCCGGACAGACAGCCUGAAAGGCCGCCGGGGCCGGCUCCCAUCCAAACCCAAGCAAGCCCAGGACAUUUCCCCCGUCAGCCUCAUCACCUCCCUCGUGCGGGCGCACAUUGACUCCAUCCCCAGUGCUACCAAGCUGGACUACUCCAAGUUCCAGGAGACGGCAUCGUGCCAGCUGGAGAAGGAGGAGGCGGUGGACGUGCAGCAGUUCUACGACCUGCUCGCCGGCUCCAUGGAUGUCAUCCGCAAGUGGGCCGAGCGGAUCCAGGGCUUCGCAGAGCUGCCUCGCCAGGACCAGGACCUGCUACUGGAGUCCGCCUUCCUGGAGCUCUUCAUCCUGCGGCUGGCUUACAGGUCAAAGCCGGAGGAAGGCAAGCUCAUCUUCUGCAACGGGGUGGUGCUGCACCGGGCGCAGUGUGUACGUGGCUUCGGCGAGUGGAUCGACUCCAUCUUGGAGUUCUCUCAGGGCCUGCGGCGCAUGAGCAUCGACGUGCCCUCCUUCUCCUGCCUCGCCGCUCUCGUCAUCAUCACAGACCGGCAUGGGCUGAAGGAACCCAAGAAGGUGGAGGAGCUGCAGAACCGCAUCGUGGGCUGCCUGAAGGACCAUGUGUCGAGUACAGCGGGUGAGCCUGCCCGCCCCAGUUGCCUGUCCAAGCUGCUGGGCAAGCUGCCCGAGCUGCGCACACUCUGCACCCAGGGCCUGCAGCGCAUUUUCUACCUGAAGCUGGAGGACCUGGUACCACCCCCGCCCAUUGUGGACAAGAUCUUCAUGGACACGUUGCCCUUCUGAGUGGCACUGCUGAUGGACCUGCUCCCCUGCCCGCUGCAGUGCAGGAGGGGAGACGAAUGGCAUUCCCAGAGAGCCGGGACUCGCUGGAAGGGGGCUGCCCUGCCCCGUGCCAGCUGGGCACUGCCCACACGCCCUCUCUGUGGAGAGACCCAUGUGCCUUUAGGGUGACGGACUGAGACGCACAACGCCCCGUGCCUGCUGCCCCCCGCCCCCUUGGGCCAGGAAGUGCUGGCAGCUGCACCCCUGCCAGGCACUGGCUGUGGGGCUGGGGGCCAAGCUGCCUUCCCUGCCCCUGGUGUGCAUCGUCCCUGGCGCUGACCCCCCCAGCAGGCUCGUGCUGCCCCCAGGCCCCGGCUGCCCCCUCCUGUCGCCUCUUUUGUACAAAUAUCAAAGCUUUUUGUAAAUAGCUGAUCGUGGGGCGGGGGUGCACAGUGCCUGCCUUGGCCCCCCCCGCCCUUGCUGUAAAUAGCCCCAUGAACCCCUUGCAAAGCACAUUUAUAUUUGUCUAUUAUUUUUUUUCUGGAUUAGCCACGUGCUCCUCUUUUCUGAUGAGUAUCUAUUUAAUAUAUUAAAAUUAAAAAGCUGCGAGCCCC
Molecule: messenger RNA, 2656 nt
Organism: Alligator mississippiensis (American alligator)
Lineage: Eukaryota; Metazoa; Chordata; Crocodylia; Alligatoridae
Gene: NR4A1
Product: nuclear receptor subfamily 4 group A member 1
Exons: 7
Coding region: 324-2063 (579 amino acids)
Biological process (GO): cellular response to corticotropin-releasing hormone stimulus; regulation of transcription by RNA polymerase II
Cellular component (GO): transcription regulator complex; nucleus
Molecular function (GO): zinc ion binding; nuclear receptor activity; RNA polymerase II cis-regulatory region sequence-specific DNA binding
Source: RefSeq, a predicted model, not a curated record